Molecule: messenger RNA, 2291 nt
Organism: Candoia aspera
Lineage: Eukaryota; Metazoa; Chordata; Lepidosauria; Squamata; Candoiidae
Gene: SOX7
Product: SRY-box transcription factor 7
Exons: 2
Coding region: 72-1211 (379 amino acids)
Biological process (GO): cell differentiation; regulation of DNA-templated transcription; anatomical structure morphogenesis
Molecular function (GO): DNA-binding transcription factor activity, RNA polymerase II-specific; RNA polymerase II cis-regulatory region sequence-specific DNA binding
Source: RefSeq, a predicted model, not a curated record
GUGGCCGUAGGGCGUGCGGUGCGCAGUCGGCGAGAGGGGCGCCCGGCUCCAGUCCCGCGUGCCUCGACGGCAUGGCUUCGCUGCUGGGCUCCUUCGCGUGGGCGGAGAGGCUGGACUGCUCCGCUCUGGAGUUGCCCGACGUGGGCAGUGGGACCCCAGCCUCCGCGGGGCCCCGAACGGAGAAGGGAAGCCCCGAAAGCCGCAUCCGACGCCCCAUGAACGCCUUCAUGGUGUGGGCCAAGGACGAAAGGAAGCGCCUUGCCGUCCAGAACCCGGAUCUGCACAACGCCGAGCUGAGCAAGAUGCUGGGCAAGUCCUGGAAGUCUUUAACCCCAUCCCAGAAAAGGCCUUACGUUGAAGAGGCAGAGAGGCUGAGGGUUCAACAUAUGCAAGACUACCCCAACUACAAAUAUCGGCCCAGAAGAAAGAAGCAGGUCAAGCGGAUCUGCAAGCGGGUGGAACCAGGCUUCCUGCUGGGUAGCCUCUCCAGGGACCAGGACCACGUGUCUGAGAAGAGGGUGUGCAGCCGAUCAGUGAGUGAGAAAGAUGGGCAGGCUGAAUACUCAACUGCUUCGGUAAUGCCAAACCUCAGGAGAUAUCAGGAGGUUCAGAGCAGUAACACAGGUACUCCAAUGGACACUUAUCCAUAUGGGCUGCCUACUCCUCCUGAGAUGUCACCUUUGGAUGUGAUAGAUCCUGAGCAGAGUUUCUUCUCCUCCCCCUGUCCUGAAGACCCUCGUCAUCCCCACAUGUCUGGAGACACCUACUCUCUGGAAUAUGCCACCAGUCCUCUCCAGUGCAACCACUCUCUGGGUCGCAUGCCAGUCUCUCAGUCAGCCUCCACUAUCCACUCUGCUUCCUCCAGUUGCCCGGCACCUCCCACAGGAAAUUAUUACUCCCCAGCUUUCCCUCCUACUCUCCAAGCCCCUAGCCUCCACAGCCAUCUUGGCCAGCUCUCACCUCCACCCGAGCAUCAGAACUUUGAUAGCCUGGAUCAAUUAAGUCAAGCAGACCUUCUGGAGGAGAUGGACCGCAAUGAGUUUGAUCAGUAUCUCAGUGCCCCUGGACAUCCAGAGCCUAGUGGGCUAACCAUCAAUGGACAUGUCCAGGUCUCGCAGACAGCAAGCAGCUCACACUCCUCUGAGACCAGCCUAAUUUCUGUCCUUGCAGAUGCAACAGCUACUUACUACAAUAAUUACAGCAUUUCUUAAGUCUGAGAGAUGAGAUCUGCUCUGUGGACCAACCAAGCAGUUUACUGGACAGAAGGUUUCCCUUUCUCAGGGUUUCCCACUCUGAACUGAAGUAACUUUGGAGUUCACUUUCUAGGUAAUUACUUCAGUUUCCCAACAUUCUCUGUACCCAAUCUAACUACUGAGAAUCUGUCUUCAGAAGGGUCUUUCUAUCCCAGUUAAAAGGAUACAUCUCUACUGCUGCAUCUAGGCACCUUAGUGUGUUGACUUAGACUAAAGAACCCUAGCAUAAUAAUAAUAAAAAAUCUGGUCUACCUACAAGGACAUGACAUCAGGAAAUAUACAUGACCAAUUAUGUAGACCUUCAACCAAAGAUGCUCUUGAAUGCAUUCCCCACUCCUGCUAAGCAGACUAAGAUGAAUGGGAUUGGUGCAAAAGUUUUACUGUGUGCCUGUACAAGUUCAAUUUGUUAUGCAGGAUGUCUUUUCUCAAAUGUUUUUGCUCUUUGCACAAUUCCCAUUUGUUUCCAUGGGCUUGCAUUGGAGACUUUUCCCUACCAAAGCUGAAACAAUAUGUAAUAAUCUCAAAAGUAGUACCACAGAGGCAUCAUCAUCCUUGGUGGAUGGGCUACUUACCAUCUCCCUGUUGUCUCUGGCCAAACAGAUUUUAUCUUAAAAUCAGUGAAAUAUGGUUAAAUGAGGGUAAUCAAAUGAACAUACAGCUCUUGGAAAGUGGUGUCCGUCUCCUGCCCACUCCUGCAGCUCCCAAAUUCUACAAGGGCCUCGUCCUACGAAUCACUUGGGUCCUAUCAUCCCUUUUCAGUUUGGCACACUUUGGCCAACUGAGCAUUUACUGUGGCAGUAGGGCAAAAUAGGUCAAGCUGGGUGAGACUUUAUCAUAAUCAGUGGCAAAUGUGGCUAUGUAAUCUCAUCAUGAAAUGUAGGUCUGAAGAAUUGCACAUGGUGUCGGACAACCGUUUGCUAAUGCUCAGUGUAGCCUAUUAAUCACCCUGUUCAGUAAUGCAAUUUUUAGGAAGGGUCUAACAAUCUCACUGUAGGUUGGGCAACGGUAAGUUGGGCUACCUUUCUGUCCUUUAAAAAG